This is a messenger RNA of Fusarium musae, 951 nucleotides long. RefSeq lists its product as uncharacterized. The transcript is spliced from 5 exons. Bases 1 to 951 code for a protein of 316 amino acids. Gene Ontology annotation, molecular function: hydrolase activity, hydrolyzing O-glycosyl compounds; chitin binding. Lineage: Eukaryota; Fungi; Ascomycota; Sordariomycetes; Hypocreales; Nectriaceae. The record is from RefSeq and is a predicted model, not a curated record. Gene Ontology annotation, biological process: carbohydrate metabolic process.
AUGAAGAUCGUCAACAAUGAAAAGGCCCCAGACUCCUUCAAAAAGAUCGCUUACUACGAGUCCUGGAAUCAAGACCGACCCUGUAUGCAUAUGGAUGUCCGGACCAUCACUUCUGCGUUCACGAGCGGAUGGACACACGUGCACUUUGCUUUCGCAAACAUCACCAGCGACUACAAGUUCAAGAACUUCAAAAGCUUGAAGGGCAUAAAAAGUAUCAUUGCCUUUGGUGGAUGGUCAUUCUCGGUUGGCGUGGAUACAUACGCCAUUCUACGCCAGGCAGUCAAACCAGCCAAUCGCGAAGCAUUUGCCAACGAAGUCGUCCGCUUUGUCAAGGAUCAUGACCUUGACGGUGUCGACUUCGAUUGGGAGUACCCAGGUGCCCCCGAUCUCCCCGACAUCCCGAAAGGCAGCCCCGAUGAGCCCGCAAACUAUCUCAAGUUUCUGCAGCUUGUCAAGAGCAUGAUACCUUCCGACAAGUCGCUUUCAAUCGCUGCACCCGCGUCUUUCUGGUAUCUGAAGCAAUUCCCCAUUGCUGCCAUCUCUAGAACGGUCGACUACAUAGUAUACAUGACAUAUGACCUUCACGUCAACCUCACUGGAACGGAAAACUCUCUUGCAAUGGUAACAAAGGCUGGAGUGGAAGCUCGGAAGCUUGUGGUCGGCGUUUCUAGCUACGGGUGCUCUUUCAAAAUGAGUAGCGCUAGAUGCAAGGGCCCAACGUGUAGUUUCACUGGCCCCGAGUCGGGUGCCGCUAAAGGUAAAUGCACGGACACCGCUGGUUACAUCUCAAACGCAGAGCUUGAAGCUCUCAUUCAUUCGCAUUCGGGGGAUGUUGAAAAGUGGUACGAUGCGACUACGGACAGUGAUUAUAUGAUCUUUGAUGAUACGAACUGGGUCGCUUAUAUGAGUGACAAAACCAAGCAAGGACGAACUGCUAAGUACAAGGCAUGA